Messenger RNA from Zasmidium cellare ATCC 36951, 1062 nucleotides. RefSeq lists its product as uncharacterized. The transcript is spliced from 4 exons. NCBI's taxonomy places the organism in Eukaryota, Fungi, Ascomycota, Dothideomycetes, Mycosphaerellales, Mycosphaerellaceae. The record is from RefSeq and is a predicted model, not a curated record. The coding region runs from base 1 to 1062 and encodes 353 amino acids.
AUGGCUCAUCAUUCACAGUGUAAUCUUGCGCGGCCAUCAUGCAGAAACUGUGUCCGUCGGAAAGAAGUCUGUCCGGGUUACUUGUCGGAGACCGACACCUUCACGAACUUCAUCGUAUACGCUGGUACUCAAAGACCGGCAGAGGUGGCUGGCAUUCCAUCUACAGAGGAUGAUGCCGAGCCGCUCAUCGACGCAGUCUCCAAACAGAGAGGUCCGAUCAUCCCAGCGUGGGCCACCCCGAACGCAGUCAGUUCAGCCAACGUCGCCAGAUCACAAUUCAUUGUGGCCUCCAUGUCUCUCUUCCGAGGCAAAAACGAGAUUUCAUAUCAAUUUCUCGAUAUGAUGGACAUAUCGCAUCUGAAUAGUGUGACACUUGAACAGCGGUGUCUGACCUCUGCCAUGGACGCUUUCAGUCAAGUUCAGUUCGCGAGCACGUUGGAGAGUCCCGACUUGGCGAGAGCAGCGCGCUCCGCCUACGACAGAUCUCUGCAUCAUCUCAGGAGUGCUUUAGCUUUGGUUUCUCAUGAAGAUUUGCCGUCUUAUGAGAUUCUCGUCACCAUUUUGAUUCUCGUCUUCUGUGGACACUACGACGUCCUUUAUAAUGAUUGGAGCCCUUAUUGGCAUAAAGUGGCACUGGAGCGCAUGCUCAUCCGACACAUUCUCAGCCCGACCUCUCAGCAAGUCGAAGCUUCAGUGUUGCUUCAGGCAAGCCACAUCAUGCUAUUUAGGACACUGGUCGCAAGGAAAGCAUGCAUCUUAGACUGUAUCGGAUGGCCGAACGGUCACCCAGCGAACGAAUCCCAACGCCCGUUUUGGAACCUCCUCACCAUUGGAGUCAAGGUUCCUCGACUUUUAGAGAACUCUGACAGCAUCAUGAUUGGUAUUGGUGAACACUAUGCACCUACUACGAUAAUCGCCCUUCAUGAGGUUAUGGCAGAGCUCGACACUUUCAAGGAGGACUGGUACCAGCAGUACGACUCAGGCCGGCCAUAUCAGCUUGUCCCUACCUCUGACUUUGCACACUCACGCUGCUGCUCCUCUCUACAAGUCAGGCGCUUUUGA